UUUGUCGGUCAGAGAGCGUCAUGACGUCGAAAGGACGUAAACUGACGUUUUUCACGUCAGUGUCCCACUGGAUGUUUAUUGUUUGAGGCUGGCCUGCAGUCAACAGCAGGAUGUUGCAUCUUCGCUGUAAGACCAAAAAUGGCAGCCACAUCAUGCAGGGCUUGACUCAUCAGUCCUGUGUGCAAGAGCUGAAGAGGAAGGUGGAGGAGCUGACUGGAAUCCCCUGUGAUGUGCAGAAGAUUAUGGUUGGUUAUCCACCCUCCAGCCUUGACCUUCAAAAUGGAGACGCUCACCUCAAGGACUACCCCAUCAAAUCAGGAGACACCCUCAUCGUCGAGGAAGAAAAGAACAAGCCGAAGCCUCCUCCGGAUCACCCCGCCGUGACCAAAGCGCCGCGCCCGGAAGCCUCGCCCGCGCUGACCCGCCGAGUGGUGCCGGCGGACAACUCCUGCCUCUUCACCAGCGUGAACUACGUGGUGGAGGGCGGCGUGUACGACCUCGCCUGCGCCCCCGAGAUGCGAGGCCUCAUCGCCCAGAUCGUGUCGAGCGACCCGGCGGCGUACUCCGAAGCGGUGCUGGGCAAGACCAACGAGGAGUACUGCGCCUGGAUCCGACGCGACGACACCUGGGGGGGCGCCAUCGAGGUGUCCAUCCUGUCCAAGUUCUACCAGUGCGAGAUCUGCGUGGUGGACACCCAGACGGUGCGCGUGGACCGCUUCGGCGAGGACGCCGGCUACCGCAAGCGCGUGCUGCUCAUCUACGACGGCAUCCACUACGACCCGCUGCAGAAGGAGACGCCCGGCGCCGACGCCGCGCCGCCCCUGACGAUCUUCUCCACCGCGGACGACGUGAUCCUGGCGCUGGCCCUGGAGCUGGCGGACGAGGCUCGCCGCAAGCGCCAGUUCACGGACGUCAACCGCUUCGCGCUGCGCUGCAUGGUGUGCGAGACGGGCCUGGUGGGACAGAAGGAGGCCCGGGAGCACGCCAAGGAGACGGGCCAUACCAACUUUGGGGAAGUGUGAACACCGUUUCUUUUGGUUUUUUUUGUCUUUUCUGCCGCCUCACAAAUACAACCGCAACCCCGACGUCCGCGUCGCUCUGCGUGAUCCUCUACCUCGCGACAUCCACGGAGAAUCGGCAGAACGCCGAGUUCAGCCUCUCGCCGGUUUCGUAUUUCUUUUUAACCGCGGUCCGUUCUCACGGUCAGAGACGCGACUGCGGCGCUCCGAUGUCGUCGAACCAUAUUUUCAGUCUGCUCGGAUGGUGGGAGUAAAAUAUGCAAAGCGUUCUGAGGAUAUGUUUUAAUCUCUUUGGGCGACGGCUCGGCCGUGUUGACGACGAACCAAACGGCAGCUCGCAUGUUGCCAAUACUUACCUGUGACUGACUACACUCAUAUUGUAUAACAACCUGUCAAAUCUGGCUCUAGAAAGAGUUUAAAACAACCUUUGAGAAUUAUUUGCACUUCGAUGUGACGCUCUUCACUGUUGUCUUAAGCACCGCACACAAAGAAUGACUCGUCAUCAUUUUGGUUACGUAGCACGGUUGUUGUUGUUUUUCUUGACUUGUGUCAAACUCCUCCAAUAUAUAUAUAUAUAUUAAAAAAAGAUAAUUUGGUUAAUUGUAGCUGUAUGAAUUGUUCAGCCGGGUUCAUGCUGAACUACGUGUGAUCGACUCCAUCUUGAAGUACAAUAUCAUUUAGCAAUCUGUGACCAUAACUUUGCCUGAUUACUUCUGUCUUUGCCCUCCCCCUUUUUUCUUUUUUGAGAUGUUUUGAAUUUAUUUGAGAUUAGACCAAAAAAAAAAAUGGUGCUGAAACAUUUUACAAGUUCCGUAGCUCCGUUAUUCUUCACGGCUACGACAGUAUAAUUUUAACUCUGGUGUCAUUUUCAACUCAUCGUGCUGUUAUCUUUAAAAAAAGACAACAUUAUCGUCUUGUUUUUACGCUGCUGCGUCUUGUUUUUAAUCACUAAAGAGCGGUGAGGUGUUGCAGAGCGAGUGUGAGACGUGCUACGAGAUAAAUCCUGCUCACCUACUACCUUCACUGUUCCGGUACAUCAUGUACUUAUCGGCGUGAACCAUUUUGUCUUUUGCAUUUUAAAUGUUCACCUUUUUUUAAAUUAUAUAUUUGCAGCCCAAAAGUAUUUCUAGCCGGGAUGUUUUGAAAACCACGAGUCGAAGACCAUUUGGUUUAUCAUGGAGUGCAUGUUGUCCAAAAACACAAAUGCCAUUUUUGUUCCAGUGUAUUUUGCACAUAUCAUCUUCAUCUUCAUCUUCAUGUCCUUUGAAACUCUCUGCCUGUAAGGAUGAAGCAUUCAUUUACUUAAGUUCAACCACAGGUCAAAGAUGUUAGUUUUUGGGGCUUAGCCCUCUUCAUGACGGCCUCCUGUGGUGCACUGCCAGUAUUUCUACUUCACAUCUCUGUGACGGCAAUAUUGGGAACUAGCGUGUGCCAAAUAAUUGAAGUUUAACAGUGGAGGGACUUGAUUUGGGGUUCACGCCGAGAUGGUGCUGGAUAUUAACACACAAUUAAUUACGGUGUAUUAUUUCCUCUGAUGCCUUUCGGUCGCGUUAUUUCAUUUUAAGAGGGAUUCUGAAUUUGUAAACUGACACACAAAAGUGAAACUAGGAAAUGGCUUUGUUGUUUUUUUGUAUUUACCAAGUUCUCAAGACUCUUCAAGGACAAUAAUGAUGAAUGUUGCACACAAAGCACUGCAGAAUAACUGGAUUUACUUGAUUCUUUUUCAGUGUUGUCACAAUUAAAAGCUAUAGCCGACG
Pseudoliparis swirei is the source of this 2776-nucleotide messenger RNA. It is a transcript of the gene yod1, whose product is annotated as YOD1 deubiquitinase. The record is from RefSeq and is a predicted model, not a curated record. The transcript is spliced from 3 exons. Gene Ontology annotation, biological process: protein deubiquitination; endoplasmic reticulum unfolded protein response. Bases 111 to 1022 code for a protein of 303 amino acids. Gene Ontology annotation, cellular component: nucleus; cytosol. Lineage: Eukaryota; Metazoa; Chordata; Actinopteri; Perciformes; Liparidae. Gene Ontology annotation, molecular function: cysteine-type deubiquitinase activity; protein binding.